AAAUUCCAACCACCUCUCCCUGGCAGGCAGGGACCAGCAGCUCUGCUCCCCCAGAAAUCAGCACGAUGAAGCUGUUCACUGGUCUCAUGUUCUGCUCCUUGGUGCUGGGAGUCAGCAGCCAAAGGUGGUGGUCGUUCCCCAGGGAAGCUGUGCAAGGGGCUAGAGACAUGUGGAGAGCCUACUCUGACAUGAGGGAAGCCAAUUUCAAAAAUUCAGACAAAUACUUCCACGCUCGAGGGAACUAUGAUGCUGCGAAGAGGGGUCCUGGGGGCGAAUGGGCUGCUAAAGUGAUCAGCGAUGCCAGGGAGAAUUUCCAGAGAGUCACAGACUUCUUUAAGUUUGGAGACAGUGGCCACGGCGUGGAGGACUCGAGGGCUGACCAGAUUGCCAAUGAAUGGGGCCGGAGUGGCAAAGACCCCAAUCACUUCCGACCUCCUGGUCUACCUGAGAAGUACUGAGCAUCCUCUGAGGACAGGAACACAGAGUUAUUAAGUUCUGUGUCCACAAAUGCUAGUACAGGUGCAUUGCAGGUGCUGAAUAAAUGCUUAAGAAAUCAAUUUUGUUGCCCAAAA
Choloepus didactylus (southern two-toed sloth) is the source of this 572-nucleotide messenger RNA. Its product is annotated as serum amyloid A-2 protein-like. Gene Ontology annotation, cellular component: extracellular region. The transcript is spliced from 4 exons. The record is from RefSeq and is a predicted model, not a curated record. Bases 66 to 458 code for a protein of 130 amino acids. Lineage: Eukaryota; Metazoa; Chordata; Mammalia; Pilosa; Megalonychidae.